AUGACCGCUGUAAGUUCUGUUGCUGACGUUGACGCUUGGAUCGCACAGCUCUCUGAUUGUAAACAACUGCCAGAGGCUGAAAUUAAGAAAUUAUGUGAAAAGGCACGUGAGAUUCUCCAAGAAGAGUCUAAUGUUCAACCUGUAAGAUGCCCCGUUACUGUCUGUGGUGAUAUUCACGGCCAAUUCCACGAUUUACAAGAGCUCUUUCGUAUUGGUGGUAACUCACCCGAUACUAAUUACUUGUUUAUGGGUGAUUAUGUUGAUCGAGGCUAUUACUCUGUCGAAACCGUUACAUUUUUGGUCGCUCUCAAAGUAAGAUACAAGGAUCGUGUUACUAUUCUUCGUGGCAAUCACGAAUCCCGUCAAAUCACUCAAGUAUACGGCUUCUACGACGAAUGUUUGAGAAAAUACGGCAACGCCAAUGUCUGGAAAAUGUUUACAGAUCUCUUUGACUAUUUGCCCUUGACGGCAUUGAUUGAAGACCAAAUCUUUUGCUUGCAUGGCGGUCUGUCACCAUCCAUUGACACACUGGAUCAAGUCAGAUCCUUGGAUCGUGUUCAAGAAGUUCCUCAUGAAGGACCUAUGUGUGAUCUCUUGUGGUCUGACCCAGACGAUAGAUGUGGUUGGGGUAUUUCUCCUCGUGGUGCAGGCUAUACAUUUGGUCAAGAUAUCGCAGAGACAUUCAACCACAACAAUGGGUUAACAUUAGUUGCAAGAGCCCAUCAAUUGGUCAUGGAAGGCUAUAAUUGGACUCAUGAUCGCAAUGUCGUUACUAUCUUCAGUGCACCCAACUAUUGUUAUCGUUGUGGUAAUCAAGCUGCUAUUAUGGAAAUUGAUGAACACAUGAAAUACACAUUCCUUCAAUUUGACCCUGCUCCUAGACGCGGUGAACCACACGUUACUAGACGUACUCCUGACUAUUUCUUGUAA
This is a messenger RNA of Mucor velutinosus, 930 nucleotides long. Its product is annotated as Thioredoxin-like_fold domain-containing protein. The transcript is spliced from 4 exons. The record is from RefSeq and is a predicted model, not a curated record. NCBI's taxonomy places the organism in Eukaryota, Fungi, Mucoromycota, Mucoromycetes, Mucorales, Mucoraceae. Gene Ontology annotation, biological process: mitotic cell cycle. Gene Ontology annotation, cellular component: cytosol. Bases 1 to 930 code for a protein of 309 amino acids. Gene Ontology annotation, molecular function: protein serine/threonine phosphatase activity.